Messenger RNA from Sus scrofa (pig), 4498 nucleotides. The record is from RefSeq and is a predicted model, not a curated record. Lineage: Eukaryota; Metazoa; Chordata; Mammalia; Artiodactyla; Suidae.
GAAGCAGUUGAGAAAUAUUUGUAAAUACUCUACCAAGCCAGGUCACUAGCCCCAGGCUAAAAGGGGUUGAGUUUACACCCCAGCCAGUUUACGCUCCUCCUCAAGGGGGAUGGUCCUCAAACAGACCUCCUCCCUCCAGAUCAGCUGAUAAGAAGCUCGGCCCUCACCCCUUCCACCCUCUCAUUGUGAGCCACCUUUGCAGAUUUGGGAGUUGCGCACCAUGGGGACUCCGAAUGACCAGGCGGUGUUGCAGGCCAUCUUCAACCCGGACUCCCCAUUUGGAGACAUCAUUGGAUUGGACCCAGGACAGGAAGCACAGAAGGAAGUAGAUGAAGAUGGAGUUUUCCCUCGAGCACAGCUGGAGCAGUCCAAGGCCCUGGAGCUGCAGGGGGUGAUAGCAGCAGAAGCUGGUGACCUCAGUACAGCCCUGGAGAGGUUUGGUCAAGCCAUCAACCUACUGCCUGAGAGGGCUUCAGCCUACAACAACCGAGCCCAGGCCCGGCGACUCCAGGGAGAUGUGGCAGGAGCCCUGGAAGACCUGGAGCGCGCGCUGGCGCUGAGCGGCGGCCGGGGCCGCGCCGCCCGCCAGGGGUUCGUGCAGCGCGGGCUCGUGGCGCGGCUGCAGGGCCGGGACGACGACGCCCGCGAGGACUUUGAGCGAGCGGCGCGGCUGGGCAGCGAGUUCGCCCGGCGCCAGCUGGUGCUGCUCAACCCGUACGCGGCUCUGUGCAACCGCAUGCUAGCAGACAUGAUGGGGCAGCUGCGCGGGGAGCUCAACGGGCGCUGAGCCGCUGGCGGGCGGGGGAGGGUGGGAGGGGCACCUGCAACCAAUAAAGCUGCCGGCUUCCCCAACCCCGCCAGUGUCUCCGUCCGCCCACCGCCUCUGCAGGGAACGCACUCAGGAAUUUUCUGCGCGCGCCCACGACGCGCGGGGGGGUGGUCCCAGAGCUCCCGCCGGGGGAGGGGGACGUCGGGCGGAGGUUGGGCAUCGAUUGGCCCCGCCUGGCGCAGCCUCGGCCCCUGCGGCGGACUGCGGUGUACAUCAGACCUGAGCAGUCGCUCUGGCUGCGCUCGAGGAGGGAACCAGGUGAGCCGCCCAGAAAGGCGGGGCGCGGGCGGGGAUGCUUUGCGACUCCCCCGCCUCUCGGAUCCCCUCCUCUGCGGCCCAAAUCCGGAGGAUGGGGAAAGGGGGAAAAGAGGGUGUAGAUGGGAGAGGGGAUUGGGCAGGAAAGAGCCAGAGUCGGGAGAAGGACGGGAUACGUGUACGCUAGUGUGUGCGCGUGUGUGUGUGUGUGCGCGCGCGCAUAUGUGUGUGAGCUCCUUGUGCAGGCUGCACCAUUGUUAGUUGUUUCUGUGUACCUGCGAGCGCGUGCUUGUUUGUCCCUUGGAGUAAGUGGUUAGUUCUGCGCCCGCAGGGUGAACAGGUACGUGCCAGCUGGGUUUGGAUCUUUGGGCUUGGCCAUUUCCUUCCUUGCCGUCAACCGCUGUGGGUCGGUCUACUUGUGUGUUAGCGUGCAUGGUUUAUUUUUGUUUCUGGGGAGUAAUUUCAUGGAGGAGUUACUAAGCUUGCCUGCUCUCACCUGGCUACUAACAUCGAGGCCCGCCCCCUUCUCUCGGCAGCCUGGGGCCCACACAGGGGCCACCAUGGCGCUGCUUCCCGGGCCAGCAACCCUCCCGCACACACUGCUGCUCCUGCCAGCCCUUCUGAGCCCAGGUACACCCCUUUCAUCCUUUGGCCGUGCAUUUUUGGGGUCAAGUCUCCCUCUCUCCCCACCUUGCCUGCACCUUCGGUUUGGGUACCCACUGCAGGCCCCAGGCACCAGAGCUGGGUUCCCCAAGGUCCAGCCAGUCCUGGUGAGAGAACCCAGGUGUUCUGUCUCUUGGCUUGCUGUCCCUCUGUAACUGGACCUCCCUCAUCCUGGUUUCAGAACAGUACCAACCUUCCACCAGCCCUCCCUAGGACCCCCUGUGUUCCAGGUUGGGGGGAGUUGGCGCCACAAAUUGAUGGUCAGACCUGGGCUGAGCGGGCACUUCGAGAGAAUGAACGCCAUGCCUUCACCUGCCGGGUGGCAGGGGGGCCUGGCACCCCCCGAUUGGCCUGGUACCUGGAUGGACAGCUACAGGAGGCCAGCUCCUCGAGACUACUGAGCGUGGGUGGGAAGGCCUUCUCCGGAGGCACCAGCACUUUCACUGUCACUGCCCAGAGGGCUCAGCAUGAGCUCAACUGCUCCCUGCAGGACCCAAGCAGUGGCCGGUCAGCCAACGCUUCCGUCAUCCUCAAUGUACAAUCCACACCCGCAGCAUGUGGAAGUUACCGAAAGUUCCAGAUGCACCACAGCAGUGACCCGAGCUACUGCCGUGACAACGCCAGGUCCUCAACCCGCUGAGCCACAGAGGAACUCCCCAAAGGACAUUUAACAAACACUUAAGUACUUUGCAAACGUUAACUCACUUUGUCCUCACUAUAAUCCUACAAGAUAAUGACUGUUGCUGUCUCCAUUUUACAAGUGAAAAAACCUGAGACACAGAGAUGUUAACCAAUGUGCCCAAAGGUCCUGCCGCUGGGGAGCAGCAGCGCCAGGAUUCAAAUUGGACAUUUUGGUUCUGUUAAGCCGGAGAUUGCCCAGGUUGGGGCCAAGUACCAAGAAGCUCAGGGCCCAGGCCUCCUGGUCGUACUUUUUGCCCUGGUGCGUGCCAACCCGCCUGCCAAUGUGACCUGGAUCGACCAGGAUGGGCCGGUGACUGUCAACGCCUCUGACUUCCUGGUGCUGGAUGCCCAGAACUACCCCUGGCUCACCAACCACACUGUGCAGCUGCAGCUCCGAAGCCUGCCACACAACCUCUCGGUGGUAGCCACCAAUGAUGUGGGUGUCACCAGUGCCUCGCUUCCAGCCCCGGGGCUCCUGGCCACCCGGGUGGAAGUGCCACUGCUGGGCAUCGUUGUGGCUGGAGGACUUGCCCUGGGCACACUGGUGGGGUUCAGCACCUUGGUGGCCUGCCUGGUCUGCAGGAAAGAGAAGAAGACCAAAGGCCCGUCCCGGCGCCCAUCUCUGAUCUCUAGCGACUCCAACAACCUGAAACUCAACAACGUGCGUCUGCCCCGGGAGAACAUGUCCCUCCCGUCCAACCUGCAGCUCAACGACCUCACUCCGGAUUCCAGAGGGAAGCCAGUGGACCAGCAGACUGCACAGAACAACAGCCGGCCAGAACUGCUGGACCCAGAGCCUGGAGGUCUGCUUACCAGCCGAGGUUUCAUCCGUCUCCCGAUGCUGGGCUACAUUUAUCGGGUGUCCAGUGUGAGCAGUGAUGAGAUCUGGCUCUGAGCUGAGGCUGAGACCAGCUCCUCCUUGGCCCCUGGGCACCCUCCCCAUCCUCCUCCAAGGCAUCCUCUGCCUGGCCACAUUGCCGACGGAAAGAGGCCAUGCCACUGCCACUUUUGCUUGCCCUCUGGAGCACAGGUAUCCUUGGCGAGGCUCUUAGCUGGACCUAAGCCCUUGCCCCAGCUCCCGUUGGGGGCCUGCAUGAUUGCCUGUGCCCAGGCGGACUGAGUGCUUAGUCCAGGUGUGCCUGAGGUCAUUCAGCAUCUAGGUGUGGCCUGGCUCUGCUGGCUUGGGUCUGCUGUGCCCCACACCUCAGCACUUUGUACAGCAGGCAUGGAGCACGCCUGGUUGGGAGGACCCUGCACGUCUUGGAUUUCCUUUCCAUGCUAUGCAGCUUUGUUCCCUCAGGGAGAAUGUAAGACCCUGCUAGCUGUAGAGAACCAGUCCCCAGCUGGGGGCACUGGCCAAGCACACAGCAGUCCCUUCUGCGGCAUACCUCGCUGCCCCCUCGACCCCCGCCUCUUCUUGGGUAUCGAGUUAUGCCUUGGACCCGCUCCACUUCUCCACUGGGGCACUAGACUCCCCACUGACCUGACGCCAGGGGUGCCAGCGCCUGGUGUUAGCACAAGUCAGGAGAAGAGUGGGAGGUGAGAAGUCUGGUGCAUCCAGGACCAUGUGUAGCUAUGCAUUGUUUUCUUAGUGUUAGCACUUUAAGCACAACUCCUGAGGAGGGGGUGAGCAAGGGCUCCAGGGCCCCAUCCGUGACUUUCCCAAGUCUGGCCUUUUCAUGAUUCACUGUGAGUGCCCUGAGCCCCCGGGGUUGAUGGUUUCCCACUCACGAUGUCUCUCCCACCGCUUGGGAUCCCAGCCCUGAGCAGCCCUGGACUGGCCCCUCGGCAGGAAGCUUCCUAUCCCACCCUCAGUUCUUUAGGGGAUGGUCAUAGUGGCUCAUAACUGGACAGUGCCAGAAACCUUAGGGGACAUGGAAAAAGGAGGGAGACCACGUAUCCCAAAACAAGCUAAGAACACUUUUGAAAAGCAACAAGGAAAAGAGUGCAAACCAGUAGAGUGCAAAAUAUAUUUUUCCCUUGUUGAUACCUUGUUUUGUGAUUUUUCUCAUUUUACUGCCUAGGACAGUGCCGAGCACACAAUAGAUUCAAUAAACUUGACUGAGUGAA